AACACACCUUCACCCUGACAACUGCACACUCUCAGAAGUCAGAACCAGAAAGGAAGCAGCUUCCAGAGAAGUAAACAAAUUUUUUUUUAACAACAGACCCACAUUUACAAGAAAGUCAAAGAUGCAGGUGUGUACAGUUUUGGAAAAACGUAACGGAUGUGUCGUGGGAGCCGAGCUGAGCUGCACCGUCAGAGAGGAGAAUGUCUCCCAGAAAGAGAGCUACAGCGCUGAUUGGCACAGCGUCAAAAUGAGAACACAGCAUGAGGACCGCCAGUCCAUGAAGAUGUCUGAUGUUUCCCGAAGAGAGACACUAUCCUGUUACUGGCGUGCACGCCCCCUCUCCCAGCAAUGCCCUUCAGGUGUCCUACGUGUCGGCACUGUAGAGUCUGGCAUCCGUGAGCACCAACUGCUUCCAUACAGAAACACUCUUCCUCUACCCAUCUUCAAGCCGGCUGAGCUGGGUGUGAGAAUGGGCCGUGGUGCUCCUCACACCCUGGAGGACUUGCCAAGUGCCCGUGCUCCUGAUGGAGCAUGUCCAUCCAAGAAAGAUGUCCUGGAGAUCACACGAGACCUGCCACCAGUCAAGCCUCUCCGUAUGGAGUUCGCCAAGGCUUCCAGAACCCUCGGCAGGUCCAUAUCUCAGGAGGCCCAGAGAGGGUGAAGAGAGAGCGAUGGAGAAAAAGAACGAUGAGGAAGUGUAUGGAUGGACUUGUAUACCCUGUGAAAAGGGACGGAUGUAGCAAAUGUAGCUAGACAAUAUAAACAGUAGAAAUGCCAUAUGUUGUCGUUCUGCUGAAAAAGUGCAGGCAGGUGGGUUUGUAAAUAUUUCCUUUUGUCUAGAUAUUUACGUUAUUUUUGUAUUGAAACUUUAUUAACAAAGACAAUAUGUAUAAGGUGAUAUUUUUAUGACAGUAUAACAGUGUAAGUCAUUAGAGAGAGAGAGAGAGAGAAAGAAAGAAAGAAAGAAAGAAAGAAAGAAAGAAAGAAAGAAAGAAAGAAAGAAAGAAAGAAAGAAAGAAAGAAAGAUUUCCUGCAAUGGCAAAGCUCAUGUAUGUUCAAAAUGCAUAAUAAAAUUAGCAGCAAAAAAAUGCACAACAAAAAAACACUGAAUCAUCAAGAAAUGACCGGGGCUGAUGGUUUGAUAGUUGACUGUUUAUAUUGUUUUGUUGUACGGUUUUGCAAAAAAUAAAUCACAUAAAACUUA
Molecule: messenger RNA, 1204 nt
Organism: Silurus meridionalis
Lineage: Eukaryota; Metazoa; Chordata; Actinopteri; Siluriformes; Siluridae
Product: titin-cap (telethonin)
Exons: 2
Coding region: 122-661 (179 amino acids)
Biological process (GO): sarcomerogenesis; skeletal muscle thin filament assembly; cardiac muscle contraction
Cellular component (GO): Z disc
Molecular function (GO): titin Z domain binding; structural constituent of muscle; titin binding
Source: RefSeq, a predicted model, not a curated record